This is a messenger RNA of Acipenser ruthenus (sterlet), 5363 nucleotides long. Its product is annotated as zinc finger protein 883-like. NCBI's taxonomy places the organism in Eukaryota, Metazoa, Chordata, Actinopteri, Acipenseriformes, Acipenseridae. The record is from RefSeq and is a predicted model, not a curated record. The coding region runs from base 530 to 1831 and encodes 433 amino acids. Gene Ontology annotation, molecular function: RNA polymerase II cis-regulatory region sequence-specific DNA binding; DNA-binding transcription factor activity. Gene Ontology annotation, biological process: regulation of transcription by RNA polymerase II. The transcript has 3 exons.
UUUGCGGUCCAUAUUUGAUGAAUUGCCAAACCGCACAGAACAGUUUUUAUUUUGCGAUUGGUAUAUUCCUCGUUCCGCAGCGCCUCCCCCGUUCUGUGGGAGACAGACCCGUUCAGACACGGAGGGAGACGAGAGGUUAUAGAAGAUUCGGAGUGGCUGCUAACGGCUCUCAUCUGAAGAGAAGAAAGGAUACAUUCACUGCAGCUCUCCCAGCAGAGAAAAGUGCUAACGACUCCCUCUGGAAGAGAACAAAGAAAGGCAAACCACGCACAGCUGACACCCGGGGAGGGGCUGACGUGUUGGGGGAGUGUUCUCGUGCCUGGAACUGCAAGAGAGAGGUUUAAAUAUGCAGAGCAGACUAGUCUAGUCUACACAGAUUACCUGUCACUGUCAGUUUGAGCUGCCUGUUUACCCUGGAGAGAAGAAUCAAGAUGGUCAGAGCGAGUGACUAGAGCACUAGAGCCGUGCUGCAGAUCCUACUGACAAUACCUGAAGACUGCCUUAUCUUGGUGGAAGCCAAGGAGGAAAGAUGGAGUCUGUUUACAUUAAACAGGAGGAGGGUCUGGAAUUGUUUCCUCUCCACAUUAAAGAAGAGACUGAACUGCAGCUUGUCCACAUUAAAGAAGAAGAGACUGAACUGGAGCCUGUCCACAUUAAACAAGAGACUGAACUGGAGCCUGUCCACAUUAAAGAAGAGACUGAACUGCAGCCUGUCCACAUUAAACAAGAGACUGAACUGGAGCCUGUCCACAUGAAAGAGGAAGAGACUGAAUUGGAGCCAUACUACAUUAAAGUAGUGACUGAACUGGAGCCUGUCCACAUUAAAGAGGAGGAGACUGAACUCGAACCUGUCCCCAUUAAAGAGGAGUCUAUUGACUUGUUUAAGGAUUCAGAAAACAUAUCCCGGCCAAAGAUAUCACAUCAAUGUAGUGAAUGUGGAAAGAUCUUCAGUCAGUUAGGAGACCUAAAAAGACACCAACAAAUUCACACUGGAGAAAAGCCGUAUCACUGUAUCGAAUGCGGGAAGAGAUUCAGUCGGUUAGGAAGCCUAAAAACACACCAGCGAAUUCACACUGGAGAGAAGCCGUAUCACUGUAAUGAAUGUGGAGAGAGCUUCAGUCAGUUAGGAAACCUAAAAACACACCAGCGAAUUCACACUGGAGAGAAGCCGUAUCACUGUUUUGAAUGUGGAGAGAGCUUCAGACGGUUAGGACACCUAAAACAACACCAGCAAAUUCACAGUGGAGAGAAGCUGUAUCACUGUUGUGAAUGUAAUAAGAGUUUCAGAGGGUCAGGAGACCUAAAAAGACACCAGAUAAUUCACACUGGAGAGAAGCCGUAUCACUGUACGGAAUGUGGUAAGAGCUUCAGAGAUUUAGGCAAUCUAAAAAAACACCAGCGAAUUCACACAGGAGAGAAGCCGUAUCGCUGCACUGACUGUGGGGAGAGUUUCAGAGAAUCUGGAACACUAAACAGACACCAGCGAAUUCACACUGGAGAGAAGCCGUAUUACUGUACUGAAUGUGGGGACAGUUUCAGAGAGUCAGGAAAACUAAAAACACACCAGCGAAUUCACACAGGAGAGAGGCCGUAUCACUGUACUCAUUGUGGGGAGCGUUUCAGAGAGUCAGGAAACCUAAAAACACACCAACGAAUUCACACUGGAGAGAAGCCGUAUCACUGCAAUGACUGUGGGGAGAGCUUCAAUCGGUUAGGAAACCUAAAAACACACCAGCGAAUUCACACUGGAGAGAAGCCGUAUCACUGUACAAAUUGUGGCAAGACAUUUGCUUUCUCCAGUCAAGUAAAGAAGCAUAAAUGCCAGUUUUGAAAAUGCAGAUGAAACUGCGUUUACAUGGCCACUAAUAUUCCAGUAGUAUUCGGAAUACUGAAUAAUCCGAAUAUAUAUUCCACCAUGUAAAUACCCUAUUCGGAAUAUGAAGAGGAAUCUUCCACCUUUGCAUAUUCGGAAUAUUUGAGGUGGCAUAUUCCACUAGUAUGCAGAAUACUAGUGGAAUAUAAAGAGAUGUGAACGGCUUAUUCAGACUGUGAAGCGCAAUCCACAACAGACACGCACAAUAACAGAUACUCAGCAGUAAACAUGACGGCACAUGCGAGAAAAUGCAGCACCUUUUGGUGUGAUGCAGAGACAUCACUUUUUAUUAAGGAUUUAAAAGUUGUAAAACAGCUUGAUGGCAAGAAACAGAGAUGUGCAGACGUGUUUAAAAGGAUGGUGGAAAAAACAUGAAGGGGAUUUGAGAGAACUGUGGAUCAAGUUUGUUAUCGAUGUAAAGUUUUAGAAGCACAAUACUACAGAAAUGGGGCGAAUCGAUCAUUUUUUCCUUACUUCAACCUUAUGAAUAACUGUGGCAGUGGUGAGUGGUGAGUGGUUACAGGUGUGUGCAGUGCAGAAUGGAUACAAAACAGACAGACAAUGAUUUCCAGGUACAAGGGUGUUUAUUGAUUAUACAAUGUCCAGAGCCUUAGGGCAAACACCUGUAAAUAAUAAAUGAUGAAAGUGAUACAGCGGUGUGUAUCACUGCGUUUGUAAUCCUCGGGUUUGACCCGAAACCAUAAAACACAGUCCAGGUUCUUUCCUCACCCACACGUAACACAGAACACAAACACAGUGUUUAUUUUAGUGCGUGAAACUAGUGUUCGUGGUGAAAAGUGCGUUUGUGAAACAGAGAAAUUCUGGUGUUGCUGCUGCUCCGGAUAGUGUAAGUAGUCUUUACAAACAAAAAACAAACAGUUUUUACUAGACAAAACAAACAAACACAACACUCACAUUUCCUUUUUUCAGCGGUCUCCUUCUAGGUUGUUCUAACCAUUUACAAAGGAACAGAUCACUUACACUACAACCCCUAUUUAUACCCUCACUCAUGACCCCUAGGUUAACGAGCGCAUCCGCUCCUCCAAUCUUCAGAUACCACGCCGUUUACCAUCCGAGUCAUUGAGUUUGGGUACCGUAGCUCCACCCCCUACCUAAAUUACCAACUUCCACCUACCCUAAGGAAUAAAUUGUCAUGCCAUUUAGUUCAGGGUACUCUGUUCCUUUUACCCAGCAUCCUCACAGGUCAGGAGGGAGAUCUAACACCUAGAAUCAUUCGAUCUCUGUCACAAUGACAUACUGGGUAAUCACCCUUUGUCUUCACCGACCCGGUGUAGCAUGCGAAAGUGCAUCCUGUGAGAGAGAGCACCCCUUCAGCACAGCAGUGUGCCUUUAACAUGUCCAUGUCAUGCGAUGUAAGGGAAGAAAAGGGAAAAAAACUUGAGUUUAACAUUUUAAAACUAGAAGAAAGAUGCACAUGUUGCACGUUUUCCUCUGCAUGCUUUUCUCACAUCUGUACUUUUGCUGUUGGUGUGUUUAUUCACACAACGUUUUACUCAUUACAAAAUUGACGAUAAGUGUAUAAAAAACUAGAUGUUGUAUUCAAGUGUAGCACUGUAUAUAACUAGGAAGUAGCAAAAAUUAUAAAACAAAAAGAAAAAAUGUAUUCAUGAUGUAAGGGGUGCACUAUCUCAUGGGGUGCACUUUCACACUGGCGUGGUGCGGACAUGGGGUUUGAAGAAGAAAGUUACCCUGACCAGCUGAUUGACGAGACUGAAGGAAUAUAAUUCAUCAGUAUGUCAUCACAUACAUAUUAUCGAUUUAUUGAUUUAUUGAUUUAUUUUUCAAAAUUUCUAAAGUGCCACUCACCAGUAGUUAUUGGGGCGCUGUAUAGAUACAGUAUAAAAUGCUGUUACAAUUUGAGUACAAAAGAAUAUACAGAAAGCGAAUAUCAAUACAUGCUAGAUCUGCAAAUGUACAUCUAAAUUUAAAUUGGCAUUGUGGCCGGGCAGAAAAGCUCUGCAUGCAAUUAGAGGGGGCGGGGCAGAAAUCUGCAUGUAAUUAGAGGGGACGGGGCAAAGCCCUGCAUGUAAUUGGAGGGGGCGGGACAAAGCUCUGCAUGUAAUUAGAGGGGGUGGGGCAAAGCCCUGCAUGUAAAUACUUAUUUUAGAACAGGUGAAUUUCUGGGUUUAGUUAAAAGGAAAUGUUUUAUUUGGGAAUGGGUGAUUUGAAUGUGUUAUGAUUUAAAUGUAUUUUGUGUUUAUUUAAAACAAGUGUUAUCUUUGUUAAUGCUUGGUUUGGAUGUGGUCUGGCAGGGGCGAUUGUUAGCAGUUCGUCCCUGCCAGACAUCUCGUGAAAAUGUGUGGUCAUAUUAAUUAUAAACAGAGUUGCUGUCGACCACGCAAAUAUUAAAAACCCUGUGCAGAAGGUGACCAUCUCCAGAUUAGCAUUAAAUGAAUCAAUGAAUUAAUCUAGAGAUGGACACCGGUAUAAAAACCUGCAGCUUUUGUUGUUCAGGGUAGGUGUUCAGAGGAGGAACGUGUGUGGAUAGAGAUGUGAAUCUAAAUCAAAAGUAAAGAAAGAGAACAAUUGCUAUUCGUGCUGGGAAGCACCAGCACAGGACUUGUUUGUGUCAGUUUUUGUUCGUGACCUGUUUGUGUUUAAAUAUUUAUUUUGGCUCUGUGUGUUUUUGUCAAACCUUUUUAUUUUUUUGUGAAUAAAAACGGCGCACAAGCGUUUCACCCGAGUACCUGCCUGUGUGUUCUCUGUCAGCUUUCUGGUCUGGGGAGUCAACACUCGGCUACCCUGUCACAAGCAUACAUUUAUACAUAAAUACGAUAACAGAAAUUCAAUCUUUGAAAAAGCAAGUAUGCAUGUGAUGACAGAAUUGGGUAUAGACGGAAAGAUUCUGGUUGAGGAUCUCAAGCGCAAUACAAAGAAAGAAACGCUGAUGUACGGGUAAGUGUGCUGAUGCGCUAGGGAGGCAAAAUAAGACUCACCCCUUGCACCAGCAUUACACUUCAGCCACCAACACCAGGCAGAAGGAUAUCUACAUCAUUAUAUGGAAGGAAACGCAAAUGGAUGGAGACACAGAUGGAUCACAUUAGUUUACUGUAAAGCUACAUUUUACUUGGUGCUUAACAUCUACUCUCAUGUAAUGGAAAUCAUAUAUAUAUAUAUAUAUAUUGUAACAGACCAGGGGGAGGAAGGGGAAAAGAUGUAGUCAUUUAUUAUUGCAGGCAGGUAUUUAAACUAGGACAAAUGUUUGUUCUGGGCAGUCCGCAGUCAGUGUGAAGGCUGGAGGCUGUCAGUAAGAAAAAGGUACUGUUUAAACAUUUUGUGUAUUGUGGUUAUGUGUAGAAAUGGUUUUGUAACUGGUAAACGGCUUAGCCGUCCUGAUUGUUAGUUAGGUUCCUAAACAGUUUAGUUUCCACUCCAAAAACAGAGUUAGGUUUUUGGGUUUUUUUUUGUUCUUUUUGGCUUUGAUUUCUGUAAUUAAUAAAACAGUACAGAAGUGCUAUUAAAAACUUCA